Nerophis lumbriciformis (worm pipefish) is the source of this 2274-nucleotide messenger RNA. The record is from RefSeq and is a predicted model, not a curated record. Lineage: Eukaryota; Metazoa; Chordata; Actinopteri; Syngnathiformes; Syngnathidae.
AUGACCAUUAAAGUGGAUUUUGAGGAGUGUCUGAAAGACUCUCUGCGCUUCAGAGCUGAAAUCGAGGCCGUCCAAGUCGACGUGGGAGAACUUGAGACUCGAUUAGAUAAGCUGGUGAAACAAUGCCAGGCCAUGCUGGAGGCCGGCCGGGUGUACUACCAGACCAGCAAGAGCUUCGUAAGCGGUCUCCAGAGUCUGGGACAGCACUGCUCCUGGGACACUGUGAUGGAGGAGUGUCUUCAGAAGUUUUCCGAAAAACUGUCCCUCAUUUUGGACGCGCAAGGGGAGGUGAUUGAGCUCACGCAGAAGUCAGUCAAAACCAAGCUCCAAACGUUUGUGAAAGAAGAUGUUCGGCGUUUUAAGGAUGCACGCAAGGAGUUCGAACGCAGCAGCGAAUCCCUGGAUGGGGCGCUGGCGAAGAAUGCUCAGGCGCCUCGGGGAAAACCACACGAAGUGGAGGAGGCCAACGGAGCGCUGCUCAACGCCCGACGGACUUUCAGGUCCAGCGCUUUGGAUUACGUCUUGGAGAUUAACAUCAUCGAGGCAAAGAAGAAGACUGAACUCUUGACGGCUAUGUUGUCGCUGAUGGACGCUCAGGCCCAGUUGUUCCAGAACGGCCACCGGUCCUUAUCAGAAACGGACCGGUACCGGCAAAAACUAAACGAAGAGCACACACAGUUUGUCCUGAACUCUGCGCGGGAAAAACGGGACAUGGAGCAAAGACACGCUGCCAUUAAGAAAAAGGACAUAUCCUACGACGACUCGAUGAUGGACUUUAAUCCAGAUGCAACGGACGGGGUCGCCAUGGAAGGUUACCUCUACAAAAGGGCAAGCAAUGCCUUCAAAACCUGGAGCAGACGCUGGUUCUCUAUUCAGAAAAAUCAGCUGGUGUAUCAGAAAAAAUUCAAGGAGCAGCCCACGGUGGUGGUGGAGGACUUGCGUCUGUGCACGGUCAAACCAAACAAUGAGAACGAGAGGCGCUUCUGUUUCGAAGUGGUCUCCCCAUCCAAAAGUUGUCUGUUACAGGCCGACUCCGAGAGGCAGCAGCACGCGUGGAUCGGCGCCGUGCAGAACAGCAUCGCCUCGGCGUUCCAGGAGCGCCGGGAUGACCAACACAGUCCGCGGCAGCGAUCAGACUCCUUGUCGAAGGGCGACCCCAUCGCCGGUCGGCAGAGCGAAGGUUUGGAGGCCCUGGAAGAGGUUCGGGCCAUUGCCGGGAACGGGGAGUGCUGCGACUGCGGGAUGCCGGGUCCUGACUGGGCCUCUAUCAACCUCGGCAUCACGUUGUGCAUUGUGUGCUCGGGAAUCCACAGGAGCCUGGGCGUCCACUUCUCCAAAGUACGUUCGCUCACUCUGGACUCCUGGGAGCCAGAACUUAUUAAGUUGAUGUGCGAAUUAGGAAACGGCGUCAUCAACGGCAUCUACGAGGCUCGCAUUGACGAGAUCACCUUGAAGAAGCCCCUCCCCUCCAGCCCGAGAGGUGACAAGGAGGUGUGGAUUCGCUCCAAAUACGUGGAGAAGAAGUUCAUCCAAAAGCUUCCGGAGACGGCACGGAACCCUGCGCAAAGGCGUACCGGCACCCAGAGGAACAGGGCGGCUACUCAGGACCGCACCGCGCAGAGGCCACCGCUUAAACCGAAACCGAGCCGAACCACUCUGCCCCGAACUGCGACCGGCCUCAGUGAGGUCCAAAAGAACAACGCGUGCUCCCCUAAUGAUGUGAACGACGAGGAGGAGGAUCUAAGCGGGCUUCACCCCGGCGCGCUGCUGUACCGCUCGGCAGGUCUGCAGAACUUCCCGGUCAUGGCCGACGCGUUGGCCCACGGCGCUGACGUCAACUGGGUCAACACAACCGACGAAGCCCGUACGCCGCUGAUCCGGGCCGUCUCGGUGAAUGCCCUGGCGGCGUGCGAAUUCCUGCUGCAGAACGGCGCCGACGUCAACCAGGCGGACAGGAACGGGAGAAGGCCGCUUCAUCACGCCACUAUACUGGGUCACACAGGGUUGGUGUGUCUCUUCCUGAAACGAGGCGCGGACUACAACGCCAGGGACAAAAACCAGAAAGAUCCGAUAACCAUCGCCGUGGACAACGCCAACGCCGACAUCGUCACUUUACUGCGAAUCGCCAAGAUGAACAGGGAGAUGCAGGAGAUGGACGGAUCCCUGGGAAAAUCAGGUGACGAAACAUACCAUCACAUCUUCAAGGACUUUUCACACAUGGCUUCCAACAACCCGGAGAAGCUCAAGCGUCGCAGUGCGGAUGGCAAAUCCUGA